Molecule: messenger RNA, 273 nt
Organism: Aspergillus chevalieri
Lineage: Eukaryota; Fungi; Ascomycota; Eurotiomycetes; Eurotiales; Aspergillaceae
Exons: 1
Coding region: 1-273 (90 amino acids)
Source: RefSeq, a predicted model, not a curated record
AUGGAACCACCACAAGACAUCCUCGAUGAACCCUCCGGUGUCGCAGCCUUCCACAUCUAUGCCCAGAGCUGGCAAACACCAGACACCACCGGAUCCGCAUUUCUAGAACUCUGCAAAAUUAUCUUGGACAAUAAAGAUAAAGAAGAAGCCGUCUACAGCACCUUCCGUGCCCUGCACAAAUUUGCCUGCAAAGGCCCACCCGCGCUAGAUCAUGCCCUCGAAAAACAUGGCACAGAGUUGCACAGCUCCCGGAGGCAACUGAGUUACCGGUAA